AUGGCAAUCGUUACGACGUUAAAAAUAAAUUCCGUUUUUGUAAAAAUUACCAAUUUUGCACAUCUACUUACCAACAUUUAGGUGUUGUGUUGUUUUAAUUUCUUUUUAUUUGAACAAAAAAGAAAUAAAUGUCGAAGUGUAAGUGUUUUUAAUUCGUGUAUACAUCGGUGUUUUUUUAAUACAGUUCUCGCUGCAUAUAGUUUUAGCUCGGCGAACGUUUUAUAUCGAACGUGAAUAGUGUUUAUUCGACUGCCAUUCCUUUGUUUAAUUUAUAAAAUAUGUAUUUUCCGACAUCACUUUAUUGCUUUUUUGGGUGUUAAUAGUGUUGAUAAUAAUGUUGGUGGUAAUUUGUGCGUAAGUUUUAUUCGUUCAGUGUUCUGUGUGCUCGGUUUCUUGGUGCGAAUCAGUUCGAGAGUUUUUAGUAUUUCGCUGUAAUUCGUUUGUUAGUGUGUAAACUAACAAGUUCGUAGUAUUACAAUACGUUAAUGUGGUGUUUCGUGUAUACAAUCAACAUCCCAUAUACCGAGUUUUUAUCGGUAUAGGAGAGAUAUACACGCUAAUAUAUCUAUAUGAUCGCGUUCAAAAGAGUAUUCGCACCUAUGAGAAGAAGAAGCGAUCAACGGCGCUAGGAUACUCUUUCCGAUCCGAUAUCGUAUUCGAAUUGUCGUCCGUUUUAUGUCGCUGAAUCAGGAUUUUCUUUUCAACACUUCCAUCAUUGAAAAAUAAGAUGUUUGUGCGGUUAGCGAAGAAGAGAGCGUGGUCACGAGGCAGCGGGCCCAGACACGAAUGGCGGCGACUGCGCCUAUGAGAGACGGCCCGCCAGCGGGCAGCGGCACUGGCGGCGAUUCACGGGUGACCAGCACCUCGGCUUCAUCGGCGGCGGCAGCCACCACGACAAAUUUCGAAUACGAUGAUAACGAAUGGGAUAUCGGUAUCGGGAAUUUGAUCAUUGACUUGGAUGCGGAUAUAGAAAAAACCAACGAGAAAAGUACGAGUAACGUGGGUAAUUUAACAUCGGUCAGUGGCGGUCCGAUGGCGGCAGCAUCCGCUACGAAUUCCGCGAACGGCGGCAGCGGAAGCGGUAGCGGCGGUAAAACGAAUAAAGGCGGUAGCGGCGGCGGCGGAAGUAAUUCCGGCGGCGGCGGUGGUGGUGGUGGCGGCGCUAACGCCAGCACCGGUGCCAGCGGCGGCGUUUCGCAAUCGACCGUCGAGCAUUCGGCGACCGUCGACAAUAAAAGCCUGAAAAUGAAAAUCAAACGAACGAAAUCCGGCAGCAAGAGUAGCGAAGCUAAGCACGAGAUCGUCAAGUCGAACGAACAGAACGGUGCGGACGCGUCCGCCUCGAUAUGCAACAACGCCGACGUCAAAGGCUCGUCCGGCUCGUCCGGCAAACAUUCGAUAGGUAGCGGCACCGGAGGCAGCGGCGGCGCCGCGAGCAACGUCAACAGCAGCAACGUGAACAGUACAAACGUGGCGGUGAAUACGUCCAACAGCGGCGGCGGCGGCGGCGGCAGCGGAACCGGUACCGGUGGUUCCGCUUCCGGCGGCUCGUCAUCGGCCAAUAGCGCGACGACCGGAAGCAGUAGUAGCGGAAACAGCAGUAGCGGCAGCGGAAGCAGCAGCAGUAGUAGUAGUAAACGCGGCGGCAGUAGUCACCGGCGCGAUAAACAAAAAGAAAAACAUCCGUCGAGCGGCGGCGGCGCCGACAAAAGCACCAUAAGCGGAGGCGGCAAAUCGUCGUCCAGUUCAAACCAGUCGUCGGGCGGCGGCAGCGGCAGCGGCGGCGGAAGUGGCUCGUCCGGCUCGGCCACAUCGACGGCUAAUUCGUUAACGGCUUCCGGGGCCGCUGAUCUAAACGGUAUCGUAAGGACACCAGUGCAAAGAGUGAUGUAUCCGAUACAGACGAACGGGCCGGGCCCGCCGAACGCUCCCGGUCCGCCGCCGUCGUCGCCUUCCAAAGAAACAACGUCGUCGUCUUCGAAGGUCGCGCCGUUCAAUUCGAAUACCAUUCCGACUACAUGCGCGACGCAGCAGACGUCUUCUGCGCAAGUUACCGCUUCACCGGCAUCAGCCGCCGCUAAUUCGGCGAUGUCCGGCAGCCAAUCUACGACUGCAUCGGCAGCAGCGAUCGCUUCCGUCGCUACUUCCAGCCUCGUCCAGCAAUCCGGCGACGGAAUCGCGGCCGCUACCAGCGCCUCGAACGCCGCCCAAACCAUGGUCACCGCCAACGCCUAUACCUCGGCCGACGACUCGGUCGGACGACCGCAGUCGCCCUCUUCUCCUCCCUGCAAGAAAAUUAAGACUGCUAAUUGCCUCAUUAACGAUAGCAAGGAGACGAAAGAUGCGUGCGUCGGGACCAGUAUCAGUACAAUGACAGAACCAGAUUGCCUAGGGCCUUGCGAACCGGGUACCAGCGUUACCUUAGAAGGCAUCGUAUGGCAUGAAACGGAAGGUGUUCUUGUGGUAAAUGUUACGUGGAGAGGGAAAACAUACGUCGGUACGCUUUUAGAUUGCACAAGGCACGAUUGGGCGCCUCCAAGAUUUUGCGAUUCGCCGACCAGCGACUUGGACGCGCGGCUACCGAAAGGCCGAGCCAAACGAGGCCGAGCCGCCACCAACGAUCUGAGUAAUUUCACCGAAACGCGUUCAUCCGUCCAUAGUAAGUUAAGAAGCAGCAGUAACGGUUCGAAUAAGAGCACCCGCAAAGGACUGACGAAUUCGCCGACGCCGUUCGUACCACCUCGGCCGGAAUCGGGCGGCAGUAAGCGUAAAAGUCGACCUUCGGAAGAAGAAUCGUCGGCGUCGCCUCAAGCCAACGGAAGCUCCGGCAGCUCUGGCAGCUCCGGCGGCGGCGGUGGCAGCGGCGGCAGUAGCAAUAAGAAAACGAAAACUACCUCACAGCAGGCUACCCUUAGUCCGCCCUCGUCACCGGUCAUGUUCGAGUGUCCGGAGGCGAACUGUUGUAAGAAGUUCCGCCAAAUGAACGGCCUCAAGUAUCACCAGUCGCACGCGCACGGCGGCUCGAGCGCGGUCGACGACGACGACGCGACCAAAGAAUCGGGCAGCAUGUCCGAGACGGAAGAGAUGCCUAGUCCUGCCGACCAGCAAUCGGUGAAAUCGGAGCGAGGCGGCGCCAAAGACGAGACGGAAAGCGAGCCGGCGACGCCGAUCAGCGAAACAGUUCCUGCCACUUCGGCAUCAUCCUUGACGCAUCCGGCGUCGCCUCACGCAACGCAUACGCAUGGCAUCGCCGACCAGGACCCGGUGCCGGUUGAACCGUCGGGGCCUCCUCAAGUUGAUAACAAAACGGUCGUCAAACCUGGCGUGCUCAGGUUCGGCGUCGUACCUAGCGGUAUAGCCGAAGAAAUGGCCGCGGCAGCUGCGACCGCCGCGAGUCUGCCUGCUAAAGCUCCGUUGUCGUCGUCCUCGUUAACCACCUCAAACGUUUCCGGCGUGAGUAGAUCGAUCAGUACCGCCAUCGGCACGGUGCCCGGUACGAAUAUCCCUGUGACGUCGGUAUCCAUACCUAACGAGCUGAUCGGCCAGCCGCCUCAACCGCCCUGUCUGACGUCUCCUUCGCCUCCGUCGAUCGCGCCUCAAAUACCAUUAUCGCCUUCGCCGGCCUCGGUGGCCGCCGUAGCCGCAGCUGUACCCGGUCUAGGGUUCGCCUCGACGCACCAGCAAACCGGCCAAUCGGUGCCAGGCGUCGGCGUUGUACCGAAGCUACCUCAAUUCAAAGUGAAACCCGUCUCGGCGUUGCUCCAGCAAGACGACAAAUCCACCAAAGAUAAAUCAUCGGCCGCUGCCAAGUUACAGUCGUCGGCUACCUCAUCCUCGUCGUCGUCGUCGUCUCAACCACCGCAGCGUAAAAAGAGUCGCAAAUCGCCGGCCGGUAGUCCGCAUUCGCUCGCUUCGCUGGAACAACAAACGCACCAACAACAGCAGCAACAACAACAUCAACAGCAGCAACAGUACAAAGUCGAAUCAGCGUCGCGCGAAGAAGUCCACAGCCCGGCGUAUUCGGAUAUCUCGGAUGACGGUGCUCCCGUACUCGAGGCUGAGGUCGCUACCACCGUCGAUUCGAAAAACAAACCUAUACCGAUGGAUAAAAAAUCACUAGAGGGUACGGCGGGCGCUCAUUCGCCUCACGCGAUGCAGCAUUUCAACAUGUACCCGUUUUACGGCCAGCCUCCCUAUUUGGUACCUUCGGUGCAGCCGGACGCGCCGAAAAAAGACUCGGAUAAGGGUAACGAUCCUAAGCUAGGCUCCGGCUCGGAGAAAGAUAAAAAAGAAAUGGAAAUGGCGCCGCAGAAACUGCUGCCGCAACACUUCUAUUCGUACGAUUACCCGCCGUACGGAUUCAAUCUGGGCCAAAAUUACCCCAUACCGAUGGUAUCGUCCAACAGCUCGUCCGAUAAAGAGAUCAAAGAGGAGAGUAAAAGCCCCGGACCGACGGAUUUAGUCAAACAGACGUCGUCCAGUGUCGGCACGCAUGUUCCGUAUUCGCCCGCAGCCCUCUCCAAGAGUAAACUCGACUCGAUCGGCUCGAAAAGCUCGCUAGAGUCGCCGUAUUCGAGCGGCGGCGUCGUCAAAGAUUCCGUCAUACCCGAAGCCCGAAGCCCACUAGGUGCAUCUUCCUAUCUGCACGCCGCUCGUCACCAGCAACACCAGCAAAUGCAGCUGCAACACCUGCAACAGCAACAUCAACAACAAAUGCAGCAGCAGUCGCAUCAGCAACCUCCUCCGAGCAGCCUGCAUCAUCCGGGUUCGCAGCAGCAACAACCUCCGCCCCAGCAACCGCCCCCUCAGCAUGCUCCUUCGUCUCAGCUCAAUCAGCAGCAACAACAACAUCUGCUAUUGCUGCAACAGCAACAACAACAGCAACAGCAGCAACAACCUCCGCCUCAUUCGCUACAGCAGUCGCAUCAACAACAACAGCAAGACGAAAUGCGCAGAUAUUACAACGUGUACGCCGAACAACAGCAACAACAUCAGCAACAGCAGCAACAACAACAGCAGCAGCAACAACAACAGCAACAGCAACAACAGAGACGUAAAGAUCAUACGAGUCAUUCGGCGGAAGCGCCUUUGAAAGCGACUCCGCCGCCGAAUUCGGUCAACUCCAAGUCCGGCCUGAUGUCGAGCGGCGGAGGAGGCGGUGGAAAGCACAAAGAUAAGCAGCAACUAGCUGAAGAUAAGAAAGACUCGGAUAAGGUGAAACAAGAAGGCGUCAAACCGACGAUGGAAACGCAAGGUCCUCCACCUCCGCCGACGUCGUCGUACUACUUCCAUUCCAGCUACCUGCAGUCGCCGCAUUACGGCGCCCUACCGUUCGACACCGCUCAUCCCAUGUACCGGGCGAUGGGUAGUCCGAUGAUCGUACCGGCUGGUCCGUACGGUAGCUCGCCGUAUAUGCAUCAUCCGGCGCAGAUGCAUCCGCAAAUGCCGCGUUUCCACGCGCCCGAAGAUCUAUCGAGGCCGCCCAGCGGACCGGCUACCAAAGCGUUGGAUCUGUUGAAUCAUCAUGCUAGUCAGUAUUAUAAUCCGUCUUCGCAUAAAAUACACGAGCUGCAAGAACGAGCCAUCAAAUCGCCGACGCCUAAGGUAUCGACGACGAACGCGUCUCCUUCGGCGGCAGCCAACGGCCAGCAGUCGGCGAUGAACGCUCCUCAGCUGACCCCUACGUCGACCUCGGAUCGACUUUCGGGCGGUGGAGCGUCGCAAGGGGGGAAGAUGACGUCGGUAGAUGGGAAAGAUUCGAGAUCGCCGCCGCCCCAAAGACAUGUCCAUACACAUCACCAUACCCAUGUCGGAUUAGGGUACCCUUUGUUGCCAGGCCAGUAUCCGGCUCCGUACGGAGCUGCAGUCUUAGCCAGUGAACAAGCGGCUGCCGUCGCUUCGGCGGGAAGUAAUCCGUAUUCGCCGAAAUGAACCGAUGACGAGGGCGCGUUGUUUUAAAUCUUGCUUAUUUUUCUACGAACCUGUUGUAUAGUGUUGACUAAUUCUCACUUAAAUCUGCGGAAUAUAUAAUGCAAAAGCGUUAAUAUACCAAAUACUACCUACCUACCUAUACCUACCUAUUGAUAGGACAUUUCACGUCUUCAGUCAUCCAACAACAUGGAAAAAAAAUUGCGUUCGCGAUGCGAAGUACAUCAACGAGAAAAAUAUAUCAAAAUGAUGAAUUAGUAAGGUACACGAUGCAGGCGUCUAGAGGCCUCGAGAAAAUAAAAAACCACCGCCAAUGAGUUCGCCAUCGGCGUCUAUUCAAUCAGUCUCGUUAUUUAAUUACUAAUAAUAAUAUUUAUGGUAAUAAUUAUUCGUACCUAAGUGUUGAUAACUGAUAAGGGUAAUACGUUUCGAUAUUUUCGAAAUUUUGUGUUCGUUUCCUAUUAUAUCUGUCUUAUUUUCCUACAAAUUUACGAAAAAAAUAAAAAAAAGAAUGAGAGAGAAGUGUACUACGAAAUUAUCACAUCGUGUAUCGCGUACAGAAAGAAAAAGAGAGAGAGAGAAACCAGAAAAGAAAAUAGUGUCGUUGUUUUUGUUGUUCGUUAAUGUUGUUCUAGUGUGUGGCAGAAUUUUACAUCUCGCGAAUCUUCAGCCAAUCACCGAGCUUAAAAGUAAUUCUUGGACUCUUGGUGAAGAAUAAAUAUGUUAUUUUUGAAGAGCUUUUUUGAAAUAAUGAAGAAUAUAAGAAAGAGACGAAAUGUGCCUGAUUUUAUUUUAUUUGUUCGUCGUCGUGUCGUUUAUUUAUUUAUUUUUUUCGAAAGAGCUAAGUAAGUGUAUUCGGGCGCCAUCGCUCGCCUUCGCAAAACAUCGGGUUUUCUCCUCUGAUUUCGAAUUCGAAUGUCUUUCAUUUGUAGGUUUUUAUGUUAAGAAUAUUAGAUCUCGUUUUAAUAAUAUAUUUACUUUUUAGUUAAGUUAUGUAACGUGAAACAUGUUCGAAAAAAAAAAAAAAGUCAAGUGUUUAUAAUACUGAAAAGCGUGUUAAGUGAGAAUUUUUCCAUUGUAAUUAUCGUGUUUGUAAUUAUUAUUGUUGUAAAUAAGCGACCCUUUGUCUCCCCUUGUUCCCCCUUUCCCUUUAUUCUCCUAAACUAGCUGGUUAGAUUAUUCUUUUAAAACGUUGAAUUUCAUUUUGUAGCAUUUUUUUCCCUUUUGAUUUUUUUGUUAUGAAUAAGUAUGUUUUAUCAUGUGGUACGUGUGUUUUUUUUUAAGGAAUUGUAUUGUAUAUAAAGGAUGAGAUUUUUGUUAAGAAUGUGAGAGUGUUUCAUGAAGGCUUAUCAAGUUUUAUUCACGACUCGCCUGUUUCCGGGUAUUUUAUAAUUUUAUUCUCUUCUGUUUCUUUUUAUUUUUUAUUUCGUUGUUUUUUUUUUUAAAUCAGGUUGUACCUUUUUUGUGUUGUACGAAGACGUGUAGAUGAUGAUGAAUUCAUUCUGUCGACGUGAAAAAAAUCGACUGGUAUCGAUGAUCGAAAUGUAGUAAUCGUGUUUUAUUUACUUGUUACAAAAAUUCGAGUUUUGUAGUUUCUUUUCUUUUUGUUUUUUGAUACGAAUAUGUACUUUUUUUUAAAGGGCAUUUUUUAAAAAUUUUAUCGACGAUUUUAAUUAAUCUUUACCUUUUAUCCGUUUAAAUAGAAUGCACUGAAAAAUUGAAAAAAUUUUGAGUUUUGAGUAAAAAUGUGUUCAUGGAUGCCUUGUGUGUAAAAUUGUGUUAAUUUUGUUCGAACGACAUGUUGCAGGUAUAUAUAAAUAUUAUAAAUAAUGAAAAAAAAACUAUACAUAGGUACAUAUUUCUUAUAAAUAAUAAUUUUUAGAUAUUGUUGCGCGUGUGUGUGUUUGUAUUUUGCGUGUGUAAGUAAUUUUUCUCCAUAAUUUUUUUUUUCUGCAGUAGUGUCGUGUAUAAAAAACAUUUAUUUAUUACGGGGUUAAAAUAUGAUAGAAGGGUGUGUGACGUUUCAGUCAUGUGUGUUUAUUUCCUUUGUUUUAGGUGCGUGGACGUUUUAAUUACGGAAAAAAAUUUUAGCAUUUCAGUUGUACAAAUUAUUUUAUCACACUAUGCUACUUAUCGGUAGAAUAAAUUUUUUGUAAUUUUAUAGAAAAUUUAGCAUUUACGUUUUAUUAUACGGUAUAUACAUAACAGGAGUAAUUUUUUUAUUGUUUAUAUUUUUUUUUUUCGCUUCUAUUCAUGUAAUAUUAUAUAUUUCUUUUUAAUUUUUAAGUAAUGUUGAUAUUACUUUUCGAUAAUGAAUAUUUUCAGCAAUAACACGCUUUACCUGUAUUCGGAAAUAAAAUUAUUUUUAAAAGAA
Messenger RNA from Planococcus citri (citrus mealybug), 8302 nucleotides. RefSeq names its product scribbler (gene sbb). Gene Ontology annotation, biological process: regulation of transcription by RNA polymerase II. NCBI's taxonomy places the organism in Eukaryota, Metazoa, Arthropoda, Insecta, Hemiptera, Pseudococcidae. Gene Ontology annotation, cellular component: nucleus. Bases 787 to 5931 code for a protein of 1714 amino acids. The record is from RefSeq and is a predicted model, not a curated record. The transcript has 8 exons.